UCUCCAGGGUGAUGAAAAAGAUGUAGCCUAGUUAUUCGUCCUGAGAAAUAAAUAACGUUGUUCGGUUAAAUACGUUAAUUGUGUGAACUGUGGCAGCAAUAACCAUGGCUGGUUUGAGGCGAGUGAACGGGAAAAUCUCGGGAAUUAACCCGACUGUCAGUUGCAGUCGCCUGAGUCAGGUCCAGUCUCUGCUCUGCGAGGCUGGCACUGUUCCUGAUGGCAUCCUGUGCUCUCUUGGAAUUGACAGCAGAUAUAAUGAGGGGUGCACUGAGCUGGCUAAGUUCCUGUUCUAUGGACUAUAUGGAAGAAAUCAUUUGAAUCUGGAAAAUGCUCUUGAGGAUUUUCCUGAAGAAAUGCUAGAUGAUGUUAUCUUGCUAAUAAAGGCAGAUUGUGUUCAUCUGUACUGCAACCCAAUGAACUACAGUUACCUGUUGCCCUACGUGUCCCACUGGAGGAACCUGCAGCUCUACUGCAUGACAAAGGCGGAGUAUGAAGAUGAGGAAGCAGCAGAGGAAUUCAAAAUCUCCAGUUUUGUCACAAUGGUGCAGGACUGCUAUCGUAUCGGUGUACCUUUCAGCUCCCAGGGACACAUCCAGAAUUUUGAUAUGUUCAUGUUGGAAAAGUGGCCGCUGAUUCAAGCAUUUGCCCUGGAAGGCAUUGGUGGAGGAAGCUUCUUUACCAUGAAACACAAGAUAAUGGACAUGAGUGAGAAGCUGUGGCAGGUUUACAACAGACUCGACCCAGUGUCCAUUGAUCAUCUCCUCAUAGAGGACCUGGUUAACUUUGAGAAGCAAUGGAGUGGCUUUUUCUCCAGCAUGGACCUGGAGAGCCAUCUGUCUAUCUUGGAGCUUUCUGAAGCGCAGGCAGGAGAGUCAUUCCGUACUUAUUACUCUCAUGGACUGAUCUCAAGCAACAUCACAGAUAAAAGUAAAAGUCAGCAGCCCUUCGUGUUGUUUGGGAAGCACUCGUCUUUAGAGGAUUUGGAGAGUUAUUCAUUUAACUUUCCCUCAGAGAGUCAUCAAGUCCGCAACACAGGACCGUGUGCAAAGCUACCGCAUCAAGGGUAG
This is a messenger RNA of Notothenia coriiceps (black rockcod), 1067 nucleotides long. RefSeq lists its product as uncharacterized. The transcript has 11 exons. NCBI's taxonomy places the organism in Eukaryota, Metazoa, Chordata, Actinopteri, Perciformes, Nototheniidae. The coding region runs from base 105 to 1067 and encodes 320 amino acids. The record is from RefSeq and is a predicted model, not a curated record.